This is a messenger RNA of Ruditapes philippinarum (Manila clam), 2720 nucleotides long. RefSeq lists its product as uncharacterized. The coding region runs from base 228 to 1379 and encodes 383 amino acids. The record is from RefSeq and is a predicted model, not a curated record. Gene Ontology annotation, molecular function: oxidoreductase activity. NCBI's taxonomy places the organism in Eukaryota, Metazoa, Mollusca, Bivalvia, Venerida, Veneridae. The transcript is spliced from 2 exons.
CCAUUUAAGAGGUGUAAAUAAAUGGGAAAAGUUGCGAAUACUAGGUAAUGUUUGUUCACUUGCAUUUAACAUAUGCUCUGGUUAUCUUUAACCCAGUUUAAAUUUGUUAUAAAAACCGAACUACGUUUUGCGAAAAGUUGUUCUAAUUAUAGACUAUUAGGAGAAUCUACAGUUUAAGGUGUUUCAAACACUAUCUCCAUCACUUUAUUUUAAAACGAGGCCUAAGAAUGUCUAGUUUGGAAAUUGGGUCGACAUUAGAUCGAAAUUCUACUGAAAAGUUUUUCAUUGAAUAUAAAGGAUUCUUCAGUAACCAUCUUGCGCAUGGUGUUGUAGCUCUUCACAGGCUUGGAGUCCCUAACGAGAGAAUCGAAAGAUUCAUUAAAUGGUAUUCUCCGAAAUUGGAGUCGACAGAAUCUGACGUCAUCGACGAUCGACCUUUCGAAGAGCUGAAAGGCCAGCGUUCUGCUUAUUACACAAUAUUAAAGCACUACGAAAACUUACUAAGGGAGAAAUACAAAACGGUCGACGAACUUAUCAAACACGAGUACCCUGAUGUGUCAAACGGUCUUUGUGGUUCGGCAUUGCAUGGAACUAUCCAUCUUGGGUAUGGUUAUUCCGUUCAAAAUGAACGAAUCAUAUUGGAAGGCUUAGCGUAUACGUACCACUCAUAUCGGCCAAUCGUCAUGACAAAGUCGGAAGAGGAUCUUGCAGCGUUCGGUAAAGGCACUGUUGACAUCACUGAAGCCCUUAAAAGUCUUCAUCUGAAAAAAGAUCUCUCUGUCAAUAUGGAAGCUGCUAUCAAAGAAGAUCGCUGGAAGCCCUUGAAAUUAGGAAGAUUUCAGCUACGUGUGUUCUACAUGUUAACAGACCAUGGCGAUUUCCUCACUGACAUGGUUCUGUCCCUUGCGUUUGGACCGGAAGUAAGAACCGCUGACGGGUCUCUGGAUCCAGUUAAAUUUGGCAGACGACUUGUGUAUCUGAGUAUGACAGUUUAUGCUCUGGCAGCAAACAGAAAUGAUUUCUUCCUUCUCCAUGGUGUCACGUGUGCUUGGGGCCUGCAUAUGAUUAUGCCAUUGAUGUCAAAAGAAAACGGGAUAAAAACUGCAAGAGAUUACUUGACCGUACUCCUUGCCGUAUAUGUUGCAGUGGGGUCACCGGAACUAAACGUUCCUCUUUCGGAAAAUGAGUUCACUGAUAAAGAUUGGACUGAACAUAUUGCCAAAACUGUUGAAGUUGAUAGAGACGAGCACUGUUACAAGCUCGUGCAGGUUUGUUAUGAAAUGGCGAAGGACGCUGGAGAACACGGCGAAGAUCCAAAAGUUUACAGUCAAGCUGCAAAAUCUGCCAUAGAUCAUGAGUUGUAUUUUUACACAGGAUGAUCAAAAGACUUUCCUCAAAAUGUGCUAAGGAACAUUUACUCUUCAGUCGAAGGAAUAGCUAUUGUGCUAAUUAUAUUGUCACAUUGUAACUUCCAAGUAAUAUACAUGUAACAGUAAAUCCAUACUGUUUUUAUCUGAAUGUAUGACCACUGAUUUCUAAAAUCGAGGACUUCAUGUACUUGUAUGAUGAAGUUUCCAGAAAAGAAAACAACACAAUUUAAAAAAAAACUUUAACUUUUGCACGGAUAUGUCACCUGUAAUAUACUGAUGCCCUUGUUACGAAGAACUAACUUAUAUAUGUAUACACGAACAUUGUUCUGAUUCUGUUAUUAGAUUAUUAGAUUGUUUGGUUAGAGAUCGGUAUUGCUGAUAUGCAUUUUAGACUGUUUAAUGAUGCUUAUGGGUAAUUAAGGAUGUAACAUACAAUUAAGCGAAGCUUUAUAUAUGAAAAUAAUUAUUCUUCUAAAACAAUUUCCAAACAUCCAAGAAUAUGUUAAAUAUGUACAACAAUUGCUUAUAUAAAAAUUAAAAUUAUUGCAUUCAUUUUUUAUUGAAAAAAAAACUGGCUUAGACUUUAUCGAAAAAAAAUCUCAUUACCUCCCUUUAUUUACAUGAAAUGUUUAAUUCGUUAAUAUUUUCCAAAUUAUGCUUUUUGGAAUUUACAAUAUUGAUAAAUGUUCAUUUGAGCGUUAGAUUUAUGAUAUAAAACCAUAAAAAAAUAUGUUUCAGGGUCCUGCACAGAGUGACUGAUCACAUCAGUGUAAGGUUAUAUUCAUGUACCACAUGCAUGCUGGAAAAAAUGUCGUCUGCUAUAUAAUUUAUACCGUCUGCUUAAUUAUGUAUUUUUAUCCAAUGAUGCUGGACAUUAAAAAAUAACAGUCGAACAACAUGGUUCCUGACAAGAUACUGGGGUACUGGUUCGGUAUCAAACUAUUUUCAUAGGCUUUUGAGAUUGCAUAAUCCAUCAUGUCAAUCAAUUAUAAAUGAUUCUGAAAUUAUAAAGUGCUUCAGCCUACAUGUAUGUGUUUGUUCUAAUAUUUCAUAAUAUCAGUGUAAAUUAAUAUACUUCUGUAAUUCAAUACAUUCUAGCUUAAAAAUUUAGUCGUCUGCUAAAUAUAUCGUCUGCUAAACCAGUUAUGCUCAACGAAAAAUUGUCGUCUGCUAAUUAUUUUUGACAGGCUUCAGCAGGCUGAGUGAUAUAAAUCAAGUGUAAUUAAGAUCCAUGAUUAAGAUCCGGGAUUCAAUCAAUCCUUUACUUACUAAUGAGUGAUUAUAUUGUUAAGUGUCAUUGCUUCUUUUAUAUUGUUUGUGUUUAUAUAGAAAUAAAAAGUAUAUAUUUGA